Molecule: messenger RNA, 1107 nt
Organism: Arvicola amphibius (Eurasian water vole)
Lineage: Eukaryota; Metazoa; Chordata; Mammalia; Rodentia; Cricetidae
Gene: Galr3
Product: galanin receptor 3
Exons: 2
Coding region: 1-1107 (368 amino acids)
Biological process (GO): negative regulation of adenylate cyclase activity; adenylate cyclase-modulating G protein-coupled receptor signaling pathway; neuropeptide signaling pathway
Cellular component (GO): membrane
Molecular function (GO): galanin receptor activity
Source: RefSeq, a predicted model, not a curated record
AUGGCUGACAUCCAGAACAUUUCGCUGGACAGCCCAGGGAGCGUGGGAGCUGUGGCAGUGCCUGUGGUCUUUGCCCUCAUCUUCCUUUUGGGCAUGGUGGGCAAUGGGCUGGUGUUGGCUGUGCUGCUGCAGCCUGGCCCAAGUGCCUGGCAGGAGCCUGGAAGUACCACAGACCUCUUCAUCCUCAACUUGGCGGUGGCCGACCUCUGCUUCAUCCUGUGCUGUGUGCCCUUCCAGGCGGCCAUCUACACGCUGGAUGCCUGGCUCUUCGGGGCCUUUGUGUGCAAGACGGUGCACCUGCUCAUCUACCUCACCAUGUACGCCAGCAGCUUCACUCUGGCGGCCGUCUCGGUAGACAGGUACCUGGCCGUGCGUCACCCGCUGCGCUCCCGGGCCCUGCGCACACCCCGCAACGCGCGCGCCGCCGUGGGGCUGGUGUGGCUGCUGGCGGCGCUCUUCUCGGCGCCCUACCUCAGCUACUACGGCACGGUGCGCUACGGCGCGCUCGAGCUCUGCGUGCCCGCCUGGGAGGACGCGCGGCGGCGCGCGCUCGACGUGGCCACCUUCGCCGCGGGCUACCUGCUGCCGGUGGCCGUGGUGAGCCUGGCCUACGGGCGCACGUUGUGCUUCCUGUGGGCGGCCGUGGGUCCCGCGGGCGCGGCGGCGGCCGAGGCGCGCAGACGGGCGACGGGCCGCGCGGGGCGAGCCAUGCUGGCGGUAGCGGCGCUCUACGCGCUGUGCUGGGGCCCGCACCACGCGCUCAUUCUCUGCUUCUGGUACGGCCGCUUCGCCUUCAGCCCGGCCACCUACGCCUGCCGCCUGGCCUCCCACUGCCUCGCGUACGCCAACUCCUGCCUCAACCCGCUGGUCUACUCUCUCGCCUCGCGCCACUUCCGCGCGCGCUUCCGCCGCCUCUGGCCCUGCGGCCGCCGCCGCCACCUCCACCACCGCGCCCAUCGCGCUCUCCGUCGUGUCCAGCCAGCGUCUUCGGGGCCCGCAGGUUACCCCGGCGAUGCCAGGCCUCGCGGUUGGAAUAUGGAACCCAGAAGGGAUGCCCUGCGCUCUGGAGAGACUGGACUAGCCCUGCCCGCCCGGGGAGCGCAAUAA